CCGUGUCAUUUUCGUGGAAUCUGGUGACGAACGUUUUUCUUCAACAAAAAGGAAUCAGAAGAGGAGUUGGGUAACAAGUAUGAAUCAGGAUCAAGAAGUACCAGCCGCGACUACAGAUUUGGCUAGGCUGCCAAACGAAGAAUUCAACAGGCUGAACGAACCACUUCAAACAGUUACCACAGGAUACUGUCCCAGUAACUACUCCGUGACACAACCAAGUACCGAGGAGAAGCUGCACCCUGAGAAUGAAAUAUACCCCACACAGGAAUACAGACAAGAGCCAUGGCUUCAAGAUGGCAGCAGCUGCGAAACGGAGGACAGCGAGCAGUACGUGCCAGAGUUCCAUCGGAUGACAAACGCCAAUGUCAAGCAGGAAUCAGCGAAUUGCAGAAGAAUCGAUGAUACUAAUUACUCACAGUAUCAAACGCCAAUGAACCAUGCACAUUCGCAAGGUAGCACGUUCCUCGAUCUCGAUCCGGAGAAUCGCAGUAAUUGCUUCGGAAAUACUAAGAUGAGCUCGAGGACAAACGAGGCCACGAAGAACGUAGCGGUGAAGGAAGAACCAGCGGACAGAGGAUAUGGAGAGCCGAUUUCCGUGACGAGUAUCCCCACGUCAACAGCUCAGGACACUCGAAAUAGCAACAGCAUGGUCUACCAGCAACAGCAGCAAUACGGAAGCGGAACGAGAAACACCAGAGGUUCGCCAUCGCCUAAUCGGCCAGCCAGCACUUCCUCCGCAGCUUCUCAAUGGCAAUCGACGAUCCCAGCUCCUGGCGAAGCUUUCUUUCCGCGACAAGAGAAUUGGAGCUCGGAAGUGUACGGUAAGAGAAGCGUGACGCCCACGUGGACCGACCUGGGAGUUCAAUUAGAAGGCAGGAACCCAUCGUGGGAGAGACAGAGUAAUUGUUAUCAAAAGAAAGGAUCUCCUAGCUCGUGGAACACAGAGUAUACUAGCAAGAGGCCAUCUUCGGCGACGGGAGUGUCACCUUGGAGCGAAAUGUCUGUUGGCUAUCAACAACAACGAAGAGGUUCUCUUCAAUUGUGGCAGUUUUUAGUCACCUUGUUGGACGAUCCUGCGAACGCACCUUGCAUCGCGUGGACUGGUCGUGGAAUGGAAUUCAAGCUAAUCGAACCGGAAGAGGUAGCUCGAAGGUGGGGAGUUCAAAAGAAUCGACCGGCAAUGAAUUACGAUAAAUUAAGCAGAUCAUUGAGGUACUAUUACGAGAAAGGGAUAAUGCAAAAGGUGGCUGGAGAGAGAUACGUGUAUAAGUUCGUGUGCGAUCCGGAAGCGCUUUUCAACAUGGCCUACGGCUCCGCAGGAUCGGCUGGUCUCCCCAGCGAAGUGCAAAACGGCGUUCGAAGUCAAUCGAUAUCGAGCAAGAUAUCAUCUACGAACGACGUUUCUGAUUUAGCAAAACAUACCACCAGUGGCUACGGUGAUGCAGUUCUUGCCAUGUACUCGAAUACCGCGGCAGUGUAUGGGCCAUCCAGUUUGCAUCACCUGCACCAGUACCUCGGUGGCAACGAGGGUUUCAAGGCACCAUCGAACAGAUACCAUCCCCAUUACUCGCAUGAGUACAACGGAAGUCACCACCAUCCGCCCUCGAGUUACACAGAGACCUUCCUAAACUACGGUCGCUUGUCGUCCCACGAUGCUCCGACAGAAUCGAGGAGCCAGGAACUCGCGAGAAUUCCGUACGCACAGGAAACAGAAGGUAUCAGCAGAGAACGAGAAGCGUCAUCGAUUUUGUACGAUGGCGUGCAGAGAACGCAAUUACCGGCUGCUCCGACGCUUCCCCAACCAACCUUGCUAGACGCUACCACCACCAGCUCGAAGAUCGAGCAAACUUCGUACGCCUGCCUCGGCGUAGGCAGCUGCGUCUGCUGAAUCUCUCUCAACAGUCUCAACUUUAUCGGAAGACGGAAAGUCAUACGCAUCGAGAAUUGACUCUCGAGAAAAUCUCUAGUCAUAGAUUACCCCGUACUACGUGCUUACACGUUAUACGAUUGUAUAGGUGGCUUAAGUAUAACGUGUAGGUGUUAAUGGAACGCACGGUUUGAAUGUCAAGCAGCGUUCGUCCAUGGUCGUACAGUGUCUUAAUUUAUACAGAAAUUAGUUGCAACAUCGCACGAUAACUUGACUUAAGCGAAUGAUAAUGUUGUGCGAUGUUAAUUUAAACAAGGGGAAGGUGAAAAUGAAGCUGAAUGUACGAUACAUCUUUCUGAAGGUACAUAUAUACAUAUUUCGGUAUGAGACACUGUGAUUUGAAUUUAUAAAAAAUCAAUGCCUAAAGCGAUCUAUCGAUGUACGUGUUGUAUGGUGAAACAAAACUUGGUAACAAUAUGUCACGAUGUCUUAAAUUAGCCAAGAAUUAAUAGCAAUAUCGGAGAGAAAUAGAACUGAGUUUCCUAAAAAUAGACGCUCAAUAUCGACUCAUUACGCGACCAUUGACGAACGUAUUUCAGAAUCGAGACUCGAAUCGUGCGUACCACGAAUCUUGUAAAUAGCGAAAUUCGAAGGCGUAUGUAUGAUGGUUCAGAUCGACUAAGAACCUUUUAGCUCGGCAGAUCCAAUCGCUUGUGAUCGUUGUUACAUUGCGCGUGUCCGACUAGUUCACCAGGAUACUGUAACUUCUGUAAAUACCAAAUAAAUCUAUCGAAACGUAAAAA
Messenger RNA from Bombus pyrosoma, 2670 nucleotides. It is a transcript of the gene Ets96B, whose product is annotated as ETS translocation variant 1. NCBI's taxonomy places the organism in Eukaryota, Metazoa, Arthropoda, Insecta, Hymenoptera, Apidae. Gene Ontology annotation, biological process: regulation of transcription by RNA polymerase II; cell differentiation. The transcript has 10 exons. Gene Ontology annotation, molecular function: DNA-binding transcription factor activity, RNA polymerase II-specific; sequence-specific DNA binding. Gene Ontology annotation, cellular component: nucleus. The record is from RefSeq and is a predicted model, not a curated record. Bases 80 to 1888 code for a protein of 602 amino acids.